Molecule: messenger RNA, 2952 nt
Organism: Eucalyptus grandis
Lineage: Eukaryota; Viridiplantae; Streptophyta; Magnoliopsida; Myrtales; Myrtaceae
Product: probable glycosyltransferase At5g03795
Exons: 5
Coding region: 319-1992 (557 amino acids)
Molecular function (GO): glycosyltransferase activity
Source: RefSeq, a predicted model, not a curated record
CCGGGCUCUCGCCUCUUGCUUCCCUCCAUUCAACUUUCUAACGCGGGACUCUCUCUCUCUCUCUUUCUCUCUCUAUCUCUUCCCCGACUUUUCGCCGUGCGUUCGGGGGCGGGCUCGAUCCGGAUUCGUCUCUCCGAUCAGGCUGCUGCGCGGAAUUCCGAUCGCGCCUUCCCGAGGUGUGGAUAGCGUGGACGUUACGAGUCUUGACUGUGUUUCGUUCCGGAAGAUUAUUAGGAUGAUGUGCACGUACUUGACACAAAGGGAUAAGCUGGUCAUUCUUCUAUCGAGUGGCAAAAUUGAUCUUUCUUGCAUAGUGAGAUGAGAAAAUUCUUGCCUCGGAUUGCUCUUGUACUGAUGGGCGAGCUCUUUCGGCGUUGUAUUGGUAAAAGAAUUGACUGGAGAAAGAUUUUCUUUCUUGGGGCCAUCAUGACUUUAGCUGGUGUUCUGCUUCCAAACAUCAUCUUUCCUUAUGCACUGGACACAUGGUUCUUCUCUCCUCCCGUGACAAUUUCCGCAUAUGCUAUUUUGAAUGGAACUACCCAUUUGAGUGAGACUGUAAAUGGUGCAACGGUUGAACAAUCUCACCUCGUUUUAGCGGCCCCCGUCGCUUCUGUGAAUGCUUCAACUAACUUGACUCAGUUGGAGUCAGUUGAGGAGGAGAUACCUGCAGUAACUCAAGAAGAAAAGCUGCAGUCUAAUAUAUCAGAGAAGAUCAAUAUAUUGGAAGAAGAAAAGAUUUUAGCCUCACCUCUCCCUUUUCUUGCUUCCCCUCCUCCCCCCCCUUCCCCUCCUCGUAAAAGAUACGUGUCCUCAAGUUUGCAGAGAGACUUAUGGUCUUUGCCACCUCAUGAGGCACUGGUAUAUGCAAAAAAGGAGAUUGCACAUGCUCCACCAGUUACUGAUGAUCCAGAUUUGUAUGCCCCGUUAUUUAGAAAUAUUUCUGUCUUCAAAAGGAGCUACGAAUUAAUGGAACAAAUACUCAAAGUUUAUAUUUAUCCGGAUGGACGACGUCCAAUCUUCCACCAACCCCACCUCAGGGGAAUCUAUGCUUCGGAAGGUUGGUUCAUGAAGCACAUGGAGGGGAACCGCCAAUUUGUCACAAGGGAUCCUGAAAAGGCUCAUUUAUUCUAUCUAUCUUAUAGUGCACGCCAGUUGCAGAAGGAACUUUAUGUGCCUGACUCUCAUAAUACGAGACCACUAUCGAUUUUCUUGAGAGAUCAUGUGAAUUGGAUUGCUGCAAAAUAUCCUUUCUGGAAUAGGACACAUGGGUCAGAUCAUUUCCUCGUUGCUUGUCAUGACUGGGGCCCAUACACAGUGAAUGAGCACAAGGAACUAAGCAAAAACACUAUAAAAGCUCUAUGUAAUGCCGAUUUAUCAGAAGGAAUUUUUACUGCUGGAAGGGAUGUUUCCCUAGCAGAGACAACAAUAAGAAACCCAAGGAGGCCUCUUAGAUAUGUUGGUGGUAAGAGAGUGUCUCAGCGCUCCAUUCUUGCAUUCUUUGCUGGAAACAUGCAUGGUCGGGUACGUCCCACUCUUCUCAAGUUCUGGCAAGAUAAAGACGAAGACAUGAGAAUUUAUGGGCCACUGCCCAAUAGAGUCUCCCGAAAGAUGUCUUAUGUAGAACACAUGAAGUCUAGCAAAUACUGUAUAUGCCCCAUGGGUUAUGAAGUUAACAGCCCCAGGAUUGUCGAGGCAAUAUAUUACGAAUGUGUUCCUGUUAUAAUCGCUGAUAACUUUGUUCCUCCUUUAAAUGAAGUCCUAGAUUGGAGUGCUUUCUCUGUCGUCGUGGCAGAGAAGGAUAUUCCAAAACUAAAGGAGAUACUAUUGGCAAUUCCUAUGAGGAAGUAUAUGCGGAUGCAGACCAAUGUGAAGAUGGUGCAAAAGCAUUUUCUAUGGAAUCCAAGACCACUCAGAUAUGAUUUGUUCCACAUGAUUCUGCAUUCUAUUUGGUUUAGCAGGUUGAAUCAGAUCUCUCUUCCGUCAGCAUACUGACUUUCUUGCUUUCCGCUGUGUCUGAAGUCAAAGAGCGUGCUUGAGAUGAGAUGGAUAAUUUUAUGCAAAAUUAGCAGAAGGGAUUAAUUUCAACUCUCCGAAAGCUACAGCCUUGGUAUUUGAGACAGAGACCAAAAUUUUCGCAGUACUUCAGAAUCGAUGAUGGCACUAGGACACUAUGGGUGAAACAUAAAACUUAAGCAUAACUCAAUGUUGAAGGUACGUUUGCUCAUCCUAAUUACUAACUAACUUUCCGGGGGUUGGAAGACAUUUUCAGGCGUGAAUUUGAUUGGCUGAUGAUACGCGUCACUAGAUUCUACUGUGGAUCCACAGCGGGCUCUGCCCCAGGCUUGAUUUUAACUUACACCUAGAAGUAGGUCCCGACCAAUAGGCAGGCCUGGCCUGGGACCAGACUAAAAUAAAUCCUCGUCUACAGCCACCCUUGUUUAACUUCACUUGGGUCUUCUUUCGCCUUGCCGACAGAAUUCGGUGCUAUCGUUUUUCCAUACAUGUCUACUUCAAUAGUAAAAGCCGAUCUCAAUUUGUCAAGGAAAAUUUGUGCGUCAUGCGGGUGCAUGCAUCUCUGCUGGCUUCUAAAGCUUUAUCUUGACCUUCUGCAGCGAGAUGACCACCCAGUUGGUGCAACCCUCUUAAAGCCCGAGGCAGAUUUGGCGAGUUGGUGUGGGCUUUAAACUCCAUAUGACAUUGAUGUGUACAGAAACUUUGUAAGAAUGUCCCACGGUACAGCAAAAUUCCUUUGUUUGAGAAACGGGACCAUCAAUUUGUACAGUGACAACAACCUUCGACAGUGAUAUCCUAUUUCUUAUCGUCGAUUUCAGGGGAGAUAUGAUGUUUGAUUUUAGACUGCCUCUUCUUGGAGGAGUCUAAAGUAGCUGGCUCGGACACAUCCUCUGUGUCUGUCUGUCUGUCUCUCUCUCUCUCUCUCUCUCGCUCUCUCAA